UCAUGACAUUGACGUGAGAAUAAAUAUUUUGAAUCCGUUGUUUGGGUUGUAUUUUUAUGUUCGAUCAAACGAUUUAUGAAGUAUUUCUUCUCCGUUUACAUUUUGGAACAACUUCUUAAAUAUUGAAAAUGAGUGAGACUAGUACAAAAGUGCCAGGUUACAUGGCCCAAUUAUUGGAAGAACUUGGAUGGAAUCAAGGCACAAGGAUUCCCUUAGCUAAUCCAGACAACCAGAAUUUAGAAACACUUCUUAUAUCAAGACAAGAUGAAAUACAACGCCUAAAAGAAGCAUUAAUUUUACAAAAUCAAAAAAGAUCUGAUCUCAAUAAAUAUAAAGAACAUGUUCAUACUGAAUAUCAGGAAAAUACACGUUUACUGUUUGCCAAUAAGCAACAGUUAGAGCAGGAAGUGAAGCUGCGUCAGCUGUCUUGCAAUGAAGCAGAUCGCCUAGAUCGAGAUGUCAUUGAUUGUAACAAAGAGGCAUCAACUAUUAAUACAAGGAUUGAUAGAUUACAGACAAACAUUGCAAAGCUUCUCAAGAAGGCUGAUUCUUUGAAAAGUGAAGUGUGUGGGGAGCGUGGAGCUUUGCAAGAAUGGAGGGCCGCUUUAGAAAGAAGCGCUGGUGAUAUAUCGGCUAUUGAACAAUUCACUAAACAAGAUUUAUCUAAAGCUAAAAAUUUAGAAACAAAAAGGCAGAAAUUGAAGAUCGAACAUGAUUGUGUGCACGAGCGUUUGGUACAACUUGUGUCCAACCUUAGUGCAGAGGAAAGGGCAUGUGAAAGGAUUUCUGUUCAGGUUAUGGAAGGUAUGGAGCAACGAAAACAGAUGAUGUCAAUGUGGACGGGUGCAGUUGAAAAUUUACGGCAGCGGGAUACAGAUAUACGUCACAUCAGAGAGGAUUAUGCUGUAUUAGAUACAGAAGCGAACAACCUAGCGGAACAGUGUCGUGAUCAGCAAGCGUUCUGUGACCAGCAACAAGGCAAUAAUGCAGACGCACAGCGAGAGAAUAUGGGCCUCGCGCAACAGCUGAGUCAGAUACGGCUGGCGUAUCAGGAGACGUUUGAUGAUAAUGUCACUUUAGAUAGUGAGGUACAAAGUUUGCAACGCGUGUCCAGCAACAUGAUAAGUGGACUGGAAAAACUGCAUUCCGAAAAUAGACAACUAAUGGACGAACAACAUCGCAAGGAUGUCGCACUGCAGGCUGUUCACAGUAAAAUCAAAGAACUAAAAGAAAAACUUCUAGAGUCAACUGACAAAUCAAAAAGUUCAGAAAAACGGGCCAAGGAGCUGGAAGACAUGCUGAAUGAAGAAGAAAGAUAUGCAAGCCAACUAACAGUGAACCAACAACGUGCCAUGCACUGUUCAUUUGUUGAACAGCAGAAGUUAUUAGCUCUUAAAAAUGAAGAGAAGCUGUUUCAUAUGCAGCUGAAAGCGUCAAAGGCUAUAAUGAGCAAACUGGACAGCAAACAGCGUAGUGUUGAAAGAAGUUUACAAAGUCAAAAGGAAUCGCUUUAUGGUAUUUGUUACCAAGUUGAAACUAUUGGUGCUCAAGUAGCUCAUAUGGAAGGCGCUAAAGCCGAACGCGAAUGCUCAGCAGAGCUCGUUGAGAGAGAAAACAGACUUAAAGAGGUGCGUGCGCGUCACGCCGCUCGCGUGGCGACGUUGGAACGACAUUCCGGAAAAUUGUAUGAUGACAUGCGUCGACUUACAAGAGAUCUUGAAUUUAAAAGCGGAGAACAUUGCAAGCUGCAAAGUCGUCUCAAAACAUCCAUGUUGAACGUCGAGGGUGGGGAGAAAGAAUUACGCGCUCGCCGCGACACCUGGCGUCGCUUGCGUGUUGAAGAAGCGCUGAUGAGGCUACGGGUCGCACACGCUACUAGGGCCCUCGCUGGCUUGGAUGAUACUGCGUUCACGCUCGACAAGCAGAGGCUGCAGUUGGAUGCGGCAAUGAACGAGCGCCUUGUAGAGAUCGCAGCACGCCGAGAUAUGUUCAGCGUGCAGAAAAGAGCGCUGUUUGAAGAUAUUGGAAAGAUUCGCUCCGAAAUAAGAGAGAGGGAACAGCGGAUUGAGCAACUGAUCAAAAGAUAUGACAUAUUCAUAGCUUCGCUGGGGAAAGAUGAAUCUGGACAGCAACUGUCAGUGACAUUCUUUAAGAUAAAGUUCGCAGCGGAACGCGCGGAGCUGCGCGAGCGCGGCGCGGCGCUGGACGCGGACAUCGGGCGGCGCGAGCGCGACAUCUCCGCGCUGGAGGCGGCGCUGCGCGUGCUGCACGCGGCGCACACGCACUUCCUGCACCACGUGGCGCCGCUGCAGGACGACACUCCCGAAAUAGAAGAAUUGAACAAUCUCACAAAGGAAUACUAUGAAAAGCGUGAAGAGCUCAAACAGUUGAACAACAAAAUAGCGUCCCUCGAACAGAUUGUGUCAGACGCGAGUUCUCGUUUCACUAUGCUCAAUGAUAAGUGCAAACAGCUGUCUGCUAAAGAAGCGGACUACGAGAACGAUCUAGAGGGCGCUCGUGAACGUGUGCAGCGGCACAAGAGCCGGUUACAGAACGCACAGGACGUUGUGAGAGUUAACGCGAGACGCGCCAAGAAACUUGUGGAGGGCGAGGAGGAUUGGAGGAUCUUUCAGAUGUCGAUAUGGAGCCGCAACUACGGCGAGGCGGCCGCGAGCGCGGUGCAGGCGCUGGGCGAGCUGUGCGCCGCCUGCCCCGCCGCCGCGCCGCGCCUCGCCCACGCGCUCGCAGCGCCCGACCUGCGCCAGCAUCUCACCGCCAACCAGAGGCGGCUGCAGGCGCUGCUGCAGAGGAUUAUAUCGGAAGGAACGGGUUCUCGAGUAAGAGAAUCUAUACAAGAUCUAGACGAAACUGUCUUUUCAAGUUCAUCAGAAUCUAUCAGGAGUGGGGUUAGCAUCGCCAGCGGCUAUACUAAGAGAAUAUCAGCAUUUAGGAGGUCUCUUGCACCUAAGGUCCAGGAGUCUGCGUUGAUCGAAGAUAUUCCUGAGCAGGCUCGUCGUUCAACGGUGUCUUUGCGUGUGGUGACUCUGGGCUUGGAAGAAUCUUCGCCAGCGAUGCAUCCUAUAGCUAGUGCGCGAUCACGAAAAUCAUUUAGAUAAUUUUAUUGUCUUGUUGAUUUAUUAGUAUGUAUUACUUUUUAUUCAUUUUUUAAACAUUCGUUUGCAAUUUGGAGCCUUGUUGCUAUGCUUGUAUCUUCAUAAAUGUUUGGUUCGGUGGAACCAAAAAGUUUUUAAUUAUUUUUAUGCUAAUAAAAAUAUCCACAGUUCAAA
Molecule: messenger RNA, 3287 nt
Organism: Colias croceus (clouded yellow)
Lineage: Eukaryota; Metazoa; Arthropoda; Insecta; Lepidoptera; Pieridae
Gene: Ccdc39
Product: coiled-coil domain-containing protein 39
Exons: 24
Coding region: 129-3116 (995 amino acids)
Biological process (GO): inner dynein arm assembly; cilium-dependent cell motility; cilium movement
Cellular component (GO): axoneme
Source: RefSeq, a predicted model, not a curated record